GUAGUCCCGGGGGCUAUUAAGCAGAAGAAUGUGGGAGCAGAAAGGAAGAAUCGUCGUGCACUAGGUGACAUAGGAAAUGUGGUUACCGGUGGUGGGGUCAAGGGGAAGCAGCUUCCUCAGGAGUUUUGUGCUCAGUUACUGGCUAAUGAACAGGCUGCAGCAGCUGAAAACAACAAGGCUGCAAAUGCCAAUGGAGCCAAUUGUGGUGGAUGGAGCUCUGCCGGAAAAGAGAGCUGCCGUGCUCACAAAAAAGCUGCAGCAACCACCAAACCGAUAUUACAGAAGUUGCAGAGCUCAAGGAGAGAAGGCCGGAGAGAAGUCGAUGAAGAAGAAAGCUCCAACUCUUACUUCAACUCUCACUGCUAGAAGCAAGGCUGCAUACGGGCUAAGCAAUAAACCAAAGGUGCAAAUAGUGGUCAUAGAUGCUGCUGACGUGAAUAAUCACUUGGCUGUUGUUGAAUAUGUUGAUGAGAUCUACAAGUCAGUUGAGGCUGUUCUGACAAGAGAAAACAGCAUCACGGGAAUUGCUUACAAAGAUAAUGGCGUGGGAGCUUAUGAAUGAGCCAAGGUGCAGCAGAGAUCCAUCAGGCAGCACCAUACAGAGUCCGAAAUCAUGCUGGCCAGGAUAGCGAACAAAGCCAGAGCCAAGAAGGGAACAUUACCUCCUUCUGUUGAUCGCGAACUAAAACGUGUUGCAGCAGCUGCUAAAGCGAAAUCCAAAGAACGUGCUCCAACUCCUACCCCAUCUCCUGCAACCGCAACAGCUUCUGACCAACCAUCUCCCAUAGAAGUAAGGGAUCGUACACCCGAUGAACAAGUAGAGGUGGUGGAGAUCUCUGAAGAUCAAGGUCUGAAAAAGGAAGAGGGGCAAGGGUAAAACGACUUCUGCAGCAGAAACUCCAGCAGAACCCACAGAAAGUAGAAGCAAUCCCUCAUCCAGAGCAAACAAGCAAGGUAAACUAGAGGCCAAGCUCGCUGCCGACAGAAUUGCCGAGCCCGAGAAUUGGAGGAGAUUUGCCACUUUUCAAGAAGUGUGGCAACAAACAAGAGACGAGCGAUCUCACUCUGCUCGAAUUGCUGAAAUGUCUGGAGAAAAAUGGGUCCCUGAUUGGAAAAUCUCGAAGAAUAGCAGUAUUCUGUGGACCCUAGCCGGACAAGAUUCUUGGGAGAUAUAUAGGGUUGCUUGCCUCGAAAGGGAUCAGAUCAUUCUUGCCCAGACCUCUCACACAUCUAUCGAGGAGCAUUUUGCACACAACAUAACUCAGGCCAUGGCCUUUGCCCAUAAUCUCUCCCUCCAAUGCUUGAUGUGCAGGCAUGAGAAAAUAACUGUCGAAGCGAAAGCUUUAGAGAUGGAAAAGAAGAUUUUGGAGCAACAAUCACUGAUAGAGUCCCUUCAAUCUGAUGCUAGAGAAAAGAUGGAACUUGCUUCCAAGUUGGAAAUUUCUGAGAAGGAACUGGAAGAAGCAAGAUCCAUGGCCCAAAGCGAUCGUGAAGCUGCCUUUGAAACAGGCUGGGAGCAGGCCUUAAUUGAAGGCCGAGCCCAAUUUCUGCGAAGCCAGGAGCUCAAGGAUAUGUUAGAUCAAGCUCGCAUGAAUGGUGCUCGUGAUUUUCUGAAGUCCAGAACUUUCAG
This is a messenger RNA of Sesamum indicum (sesame), 1630 nucleotides long. RefSeq names its product G2/mitotic-specific cyclin-2. The record is from RefSeq and is a predicted model, not a curated record. NCBI's taxonomy places the organism in Eukaryota, Viridiplantae, Streptophyta, Magnoliopsida, Lamiales, Pedaliaceae.